CAUUCUCGACCUUUUUACGACUUCAACUUCGACGUGGACAAGGACGCCUUCAUUACUCUCGUAAGGGCUAUCAUACAGGAGAAAGUGCACAGACAGACAGCCAACCUUCAAGAUGGCAAACACUUCUGAUGAGUAUAUGAGGAAGGCCAGGCAGCACGCAUCCAACUCUAGAGACGAUGUGAAUGCAGCUGGCCAGCACGCAGCAUCUGCAGCUUCCACAGUGGGCCACGACCUACGUGCUGCUGGGCAGCAGGCUGCUGAUGCUGCCAAGUAUGUUGGCCAAAGGCUCACUGCCCCAGUUGCUGGAGAGGAUCACCCUGACCAGCAUGUGAGGGGCAGCGCGAAGGAAGCAAAGGAGAGCGCCAAGGCCAAGGCAGACUCUGUUGCGGACAAGGCCCAAGAGAAAGGGAAUGAGGCUGCCAAUGAAGCCAAGACUGCAUAUGGCAAGAUCAAGAGUUCAUUUGGCAAUCUAUUUGGUGGCAACAAGAGCGAGGAAGCAUCAGGAACUGAUGCUGCCCACAAGGCAGCCAAUAAGGUCAACAAAGGAUUGGACAAAGCCCAGGAGAAGCAGCAGGAGGCCUAUGAGAACGCCAGUGGCAAGGAAGACGUGAAGGAGGAGGGCCAGAAGGCUUUGGACUCCGCCAAGGAUGCCGCUAUCCACACAAAGGAUACCGUGGUGGGAGGGCUGAGCUAUGUCAAGGGCCGCCUGACAGCACCUGUGAGCGGUGAAGAAGGGAAGGACGAGGAGCUGAAGGACAGUGCAAAGGAGGAGACCUCCCGGGCUGCAGACAAGGUCAGCGCCGCCGCGCAGAACGCUUCGUACAGGGCCUCAGCCGCCGCCGAAGAGACCAAGGAGCAAUCCAAGGGUCUCUUCGCAUCGAUCAAGGACGCAUUCAAUUCAGGCGACAAGACAGACACAGUCCACUCUGAGAAUGCUCAUCAGAAGGCGAAGGGCACUCUCGAAGAGGCGCAGGACAGGGUGAAGGAAACUGUGGAGUCUGCCAAAGCCUCCCUGCGAGAUGCCGCCGAGGCAGUGGAGCCCAAGACCGCUGAGGAGGCCAUCCAGGCUGAGGGGGGAAUCCCGUCAAACACUGCAGACCUUCUGAAGGAGCAGGAGUUUGCUCAGAAGGUCACCGUCGCUGACCACGAGGAUGUGGAGGGCAUGAAAAUUGGAGCAACUGACAUCCUGAGCAAGACUGCUCAGGGCUGGGGAGGUGACAACCUGACAGGGGAGGGCACUCUGGGGUCUGUGCGUGACGCUGCAGACCAAGCAGGGCCGCACAGCCGCAUGAAGUGA
Molecule: messenger RNA, 1297 nt
Organism: Coccomyxa subellipsoidea C-169
Lineage: Eukaryota; Viridiplantae; Chlorophyta; Trebouxiophyceae; Coccomyxaceae
Exons: 9
Coding region: 113-1297 (394 amino acids)
Source: RefSeq, a predicted model, not a curated record